This is a messenger RNA of Pseudogymnoascus verrucosus, 6883 nucleotides long. RefSeq lists its product as uncharacterized. The transcript is spliced from 4 exons. Gene Ontology annotation, molecular function: hydrolase activity, hydrolyzing O-glycosyl compounds; chitin binding. Lineage: Eukaryota; Fungi; Ascomycota; Leotiomycetes; Thelebolales; Thelebolaceae. The coding region runs from base 1411 to 6801 and encodes 1796 amino acids. Gene Ontology annotation, biological process: carbohydrate metabolic process. The record is from RefSeq and is a predicted model, not a curated record.
CUAAUGUAGUUGAAAGGGCUAAUACCGGGAUCCGAGAAGGCCGCUGCCAGGGCUGCAACUGGUCCGCAGAAACGCCCCUCGUCGUCCUUGAGGCAGGCAUUCUGAAAGUAGAACUGCAGCGCUCCAGGAAUAUAGACCGCCGCGGCCUCGACCUCAAGGUCGACCGUGAUGGUCUGGUUCAAGCACCCGGACUGUACUGAUGACCGCCAUGUAUCAAGAGCGGAUGAGCAACCGGUGGUGCAGAUGCGCGUCAGUGACGCGGGCGGGUAGAAGACGUCUGGGCGGAGGUCCCUCACCAGCGGAUCGCAGGCCGUGACAUCGACGGUCAGGGCAUUGGUGCACUCUACGGUAAGUGUCGAGGGAAGACUAUCUGGGUAGAGCAGCACCGUGGCAGAUGCUGUUGAUGCAAUCCCGAGAGAGAGAAGCAGGUUGACGACGAAGGUCUGCAUUAUGAAGGUUGUCCAGGCCCAAUCCCUCGAUUGCGGCUUACCUUGGGACCUUUAAUGAGACAAGUCAGCGGGGAUAACUGCUUUCUGUGGGAGGAAGAGAGGGGGCUCUUCGUGUGGCUGACGGCGGCAUCGCAUCGGAAGAAGGACAUUUUUCUUAGGCAGGUUGCUGAGCAUCUUUUAGACUCUUAGAUGGAAACAGCAUACAAGAAUACGUAAUUCGGCUUACAGCUCUAGGUUCCCCCCCUGUCCUUUGGCAGAUAUGGCUCAUGGGUGGAUGCUACCCUUAUUCCACCUGUUACUAAAAUAAGUGAGGGCAGUGAAACCGCCCGCUGUCACAGGCCAUCAAACUUAAAUUGCGGGCCGCUACGGCUUGCCAUCUUCGGCCAAUUAUCCUAUUUCUUAUUCGCGUAGGCAAUAUUAUGCAGGUACAGUACGCUUAAAUCUCCGGGUAUCAAGGACGGGAUUGCAUUUUCGCACUAUCUUACUAUCUUAAUUAAUAUUGCAACGCCUAGAAUCCUAUAGGAUUGUGAACCCUGACGGGACCUGCUUUUCUAGUGGUAGCUUGCAUCUUGGGGGCUGCUUAUUCAUGUGUUAGUUGAGAUCUAGACUCAGUGACUCGGGCAUCACUUUGGCACUUCCGCCUUUUCCGAAGCAAGAAAAGGUCCGCAUAAUUACCGCAGAGAUGCUCGAAUGCAAUGAUACCCAAAAAGGUCCCCAUUUACGCUUCUACCUGCCUAAUAGGAUGUCGAUAGUGGCGAGAUCGGACCUUGAUAUUACCCUCGGCUGCGCGAAGGCGGAGUGAACUGUCAUCGAUGCCGAGUGCAAGGCCUGACCAGGGUAAGUGGAGUAGAAAUGAAUCCCACCUACUCAAGAUAUCAUCUUAUACAAGAUGCAGCGGCAGCUUGCUGCCCUCCAGGUCAUAGACAUUCCCGAGCAGGUACAACACCCGUGACGGACGGCCAUGCGGUAUCCUAUUGUCCUUGCUCUUCUAUGGGGGCAGAGGCUCGCCGAAGGCUUGCCCUGGCACCAGGCAGCAGAUCGUGCUGCUGUUGCUGAUUUGCCAGCAACGUGUCGGAAUCCCGUGUCACCGUUUGACUACUCAGCCAAGCUCAGACGCGAAUAUGAGCUGCCACUGUGUCGGGACGGCGACGAAACUCUUGGGGUGACUCCCUUCCUCGGCGCCAUGGACACGCCGUCUUUACUGAGCGGCCGAGCAACAGACGACGACUACACGUGCGGGCCGGACCGGCCUUGCGCCAACAAGGCUUGCUGCCCCAAGGCCACGCUGUCGUGCAACUACGGCGAGGAGGCGUGCGGCACAUCGGGCAUCUCGCCCAACGAAGUCUGCUGGUCCAACUGCGAUGCCAAGUCUGAGUGCGGCAAGGACGCCAAAGUGCCCGGCCAGGAAUGCCCCCUCAACGUCUGCUGCGGCAAAUGGGGCUUCUGCGGCAUGACCGAGGAUUACUGCGACAAGAAAGAUCAUGGUACCACCGGCGGCUGCCAGUCCAACUGCGACCAGCCUGGCCCUAAGAACAAGGCCAACUCGCAGACCCGCAUCAUCGGCUACUACGAGGGCUGGCGAGCUAACAGCGCCUGUCAGGGCAUGGGGCUCAAGGACAUCCCCGUAAACUCCCUGACGCACCUGUACUUUUCCUUUGCGUCCAUCACCCCGGACACGUACAGCAUCGCGCCUAUGGACGGCAUCGCCGGGUCUCUGUUCUCCGAGUUCACCAACCUCAAGAAGAAGAACCCCGCCCUCAAGACCGUCAUCGCCAUUGGUGGAUGGACCUUCAACGACCCGGGCCCAACCCAGAAGGUCUUCAGCGAUAUGGUGGGCUCGGCACAGACCCGUAAGACCUUCAUCGACAACCUGUUGAGCUUCCUGCGCGAGUACGCCUUCGACGGCGUCGACUUUGACUGGGAGUACCCCGGAGCUGAUGACCGCGGCGGCGUCGACGCCGAUGGCAAGAACUUUGUCACAUUCCUCAAGGAGCUCGACGACGCCAACAAGAAGCAACCCGUCAAGUACGUCGUUUCCUUCACGUUGCCUACCUCAUACUGGUACAUGCGUCACUUCGACCUCAAGGCCGUCGACCACGUCGACUUUGUCAACGUCAUGUCCUACGACCUGCACGGCGUCUGGGACGGCAAGAACCCAAUCGGCCAGAAGAUCUACGGGCACACGAACAUCACUGAGAUGGAGCAGGCCUUUGACCUUUUCUGGCGCAACGACGUUCCCGCGAACAAGCUCAACAUGGGCCUCGGAUUCUAUGGCCGCGCCUUCCAGCUGCAGGACCCCUCGUGCAGCAAGCCGGGGUGCGGCUUCAAAGGCGGCGCUACCAAAGGAGGCUGCAGCGGCGAGUCGGGCAUUUUGAGCUACCGUGAGAUCAUGGCCGUUAUUGAUGCCAAAAAGAUCAAGCCCGUACAUGACAAGAAGGCAGGCGUUAAGUAUAUUACGUGGAACAACGACCAGUGGGUGUCGUACGAUGACGCCGACACCUUCUCCCAGAAAAAGGACCUAGCUAAGGACCUAGGGCUGGGUGGCUACCUCAUCUGGGCCAUCGAUCAGGAUGACGAGCACUUGACGGCACUGCAGGCCGUCAUCUCGCCUAAGAAGCUAGGUGACUUGGGCGCGGCCGGCGACAAGGACGACUGGCAAUCAUCUAACAAGCAUUGCUACAUCACAUCCUGCGAUGGCAAAUGCGACACCGGCGACAUCAAAAUUACCGACCAACCCUGCGGCGACGACGACAAGCGCAGCAAGCUCUGCUGCCCGCUGUCUGGGGCCCCGAACCCCAAAGAGUGCGCAUGGCGCGGCAACCCCCCCUUGUGCAACGGCCACUGCCAUGACGACGAGGUCAUGAUGGAGAUGAACAAGUGGGGCGACGGUGGUGGGUGCAAUGAUGGCAACAAGGCCUACUGCUGCAAGAGCCCGCUGGCCGAGGAAAACAGCUGCUACUGGAGUGGUGUUGGCGGCUCCUGCAAAGGCGAUGACUUGCCGCUGACAUUUUCGGGCACCGUUCUAACCAUCUUAGAAGACGUGGCCAAGGUCAUCCUUCGCGUCGUCGGGCGCGCCUAUCCUCUCACCGCCCUAGCAGGAGAAGCGCUCCUCUUGGUGCUCGACGAACUCGAUCUCGACACAGACAAGUACUACUGCUGCCCUAAAGAAGACAUCCCCAAAUGGAAGAACUGCGAGUGGUUCGGCAAGCCCGGCAGCUGUUUCGACGGACACUGCCCAGACAUGACAUAUGCCCAGCUGACCGACAGCUACUUCGGCGGUGGCGAGACUUGCGGCUGGCAAGCUUCUCGAGUACGCACCUUUUGCUGCGAGCCGUCCGAGGACCCCUUGUUUCUGCCCGUACCCCUAGGGAAUCUUUUCCAGAACCCGCCAGAUAGUGAUAGUGUCGACACCGACUUCUCCCUCGAAACGGACAAGGACUCAGACACGGAGCAGAACCCCAACGAUGCAGCCUUCCAGUUCGUCGUGCUCGCUUCGCCCGAGGAGCUGCAGGUCUCCAUCGACAAGCGCGACGGCUCCCACUGGGACGUAUUCUCAGGCUGCGACUCGGCCAUCGGCGAUGAAGGCCCCCACACGGUGCAGAUGGUAUGCACAGACUUCUCCGAGGGUAGCAACUGCCACAAGAUCGGUCUCGGCCAUGGUGUCCCUGGCACCAUCUUGGAGAUGCCCGCCGGGUGCGGCCCCGGAAAAUACGCCAUUGCAAAAGACAUGGUCCCAGCCUCUGAAAAGGUCCGUCUUCCCCGUCACCUCGAACACCUUUCAGCCGCCCACACCCCCAUCGUCUACGAUUUGACCUUCGACUACGACUUUACCCGCGUACCCCGCGACCUUGGCGACACCCAGAUGCGCAUUGACUUCAGCAACCAGGACGACUAUUGGAACACAGUCGUCUCGGCGGCCGGAAACACUAAGAAAAAAAUCAAGCGCUCCCUCGCCGAGGCUGGGGGCAACCACGCCCGCUGGUUGGAGGAAGAAUACCGCGACGACUACCAUUUUGGGGGACUCUCGCGUCGUGACCUCGAGGAGCGCUGGUUCGGCUCAGGUGUCCUCGACUGGCUUGCCCGCAUUGUCCGCCCGGAAAUCAAGCGCGAGUUUACUUAUGAUUACCAGGACACCCUGACAGCCAAACUCAUUGACGAGACCUGGCAAUGUACCCGCAACGACAUCAACUACGAGGGCCACAUCCUCGCCCAGGCCCUCCUUAAAGUGAACAUAGCGACAAGCUUCGGGUUUACCCUAAUCGUCACAAAGCUGACCCCUCCCCUCGACAUGUCCCAAAGCUACCUAACCUUCUAUAACAAGGGCGAGAUCACGGGAGUUCUAACCCUCGAAGCCGUUGCUAAGUUUUCCUACCACAAGGGGGACGUCAUCGUGAACAUCCCUUUCCCAGGCGCCUCCUUCAAAAUCCCAGGAAUCGCAACUAUCGGCCCGCAGCUGACGGUCGAGGGCAGCAUCGACGCCUCGCUGACCCUGUCGGGCAAGGUGGAAACUCGUCUCGAGUUCGCCAACUGGGAGGUUCGCCAAGUCCUUCCCGACAACGGCGACAGUAACUACACGCCCAAAGAGAUCGGUGACGGCGACCCGGACCUCAAGCGCACCGGCGACAACGAGGACCUGGACGAGCCGACCUUCUAUGCCGGCGCCCAGGCCAUCGGCGACGCGACGGCCAAGAUCUCAGCGGCGGCUGAGUUCGGCAUCCGCUUCGACAAGCGCUGGGACGUCGAACCGGCCGCCGCGGCUGUUGUGGCCGAGGCCAGCGUCAUGGUCAAGAUGGGCGUCGGCAUCUCCACCAAGGACACCUGCCCCUUUACAUUUGGGGUCGAUGUCGGCGCACGUCUGUUUGCGCGCGCAACAGCACCCGGCUUCAAGUGGCCAGGAGCCGAGGUGGCCAUCACGCCUGCUUAUAAAAAGCCCAUCAUCGAGGGCGGCACAUGUCCGGGCCUAGGACCCCUCCCGACCAAGCGUGAUCUUAACUCCAUCCUCACCAUUGAUGGCAACGAUACCCGUAGCCAUAGCCAUGGCCAUGGCCACACCCAUACCCACAAUAGCCUAAGCCACGGCCAUGGCCACAUCCACAAUAGCCGCGCCCUGGUCAAACGAGCAGCGGUCUGGGGUCCAGUACUCAGCGUGCCCGUGGGAAGCUACUUCUGCCCACCCGAAACCGAUGACAGCGCUGGCCCGGGUACCAUCUGCUCUAAGAUCGGGUACGCCUGGGAUGAGGACAAUGUUAUCGAGGACGCACUUCUAAGGCGGGCCCUCGAAAAAAGGAACUCAAAGCCGGCCGAAAUCUGCGGCCAAAGAAUCACCUUCGAAUACCCGUCACCCUCGGAGGCCAAAGCUCUGAAGAACCCGACCUAUGGCUUCGAAAGCACCGACUGCAAGGACUACAAGUUUGGCGCUCUCCCGGCCGAUGUCCCCGGUGUCGACUACGAAGCCGAGCACGUUCUCGAAGCUCAACUCAUCAAACAGUUCUUCGAGUAUGUCGCUAAGAAUGUUGGCCCCUUCCCUCACCCCGACCCUGAAAAGGCUAAGUUGGGCACGACACUCCAGUUCUGCCCGCUCGUCAAACUGCUCUGGAACGUUCCGGUUGAAAUCCCGAACCUCGAUACCGCCUCGGGGAUUGGCGCCCUCCUUACUCCCUAUAAACAUGUCAUCAACCAGUUUCCCACCAAAACAUGGAAGAACAAAGAGUACGUCCUCCUCGACACUAACAUCAACUCCCCGCCUAAGGCGGGAGCUUGGGCCGGAUUCAGUAGCAAGGGCAAAAAUAUCCAAAUCGUUUCUCUCAAGAAAUGGCUCGGCACCGAACCCGACAACAACCCCCAAAGUCCCUCCGGCCAAACCCCCCCCAAAUACCCCAGCACUAGCAAAAUCGCCACCAUCGGCGGUGCCGAGGAGAUCAUGAAGUCGAUGCGCGCCAUCCUCGGCUCGCGCCUGUACCACAACACCCCCGCCGUCUCGACCAUUCUCAAAGCCCAAAAGGAGCGGGUAGGCGAGGUGCUCCGGCGGCUCGACACCGAGGUCCUGCCCGCCAAUCCCAAGAAAGAAGGCUGGGCGCCCUGGGCGCCACUAGGGCUGAAGGGAAUGUGGGACACGUUCAUGACGGGCAAGAUGGCGCUGGUUGUUACCAAGUCGAACAUGGUAACUAACGAUAUCUUGCCGCGCAUGCAGGCCUUGUGGGCGGACCAGGCCGCGAGGGACGCGGCUAAGAUUGACGAUAAGGAUAAGGCAGAUGUAGUGGAAUUGAAGGAGAGGAAACAGAGGCUGAUUGAUACUAUUGAUGCGUUCGCUGCUAUUUUGCAGACGACGCCGGCGUGGCUGUUAGCAUUUUAGAGGGGUCAUUUUCUGUUACGAUAUGUUAGGGGGUUAUCACUAGUAUAUAAUUAAGCUUGUUAGCUUACGUUUCAUUAUAGAC